Molecule: messenger RNA, 1002 nt
Organism: Rhodamnia argentea
Lineage: Eukaryota; Viridiplantae; Streptophyta; Magnoliopsida; Myrtales; Myrtaceae
Product: putative disease resistance protein At3g14460
Exons: 2
Coding region: 1-918 (305 amino acids)
Source: RefSeq, a predicted model, not a curated record
AUGGAAUUGAGGAAUUGCAUGAGUUUAGAAAAGCUUCCAAGCAAGAUGCGCGCACUGAGACGUUUGAGGAUUGAGUAUUGUCCGAAAAUAAAGGGACUAACCACUCAAUUUGCUGCUCUGAAGGAGCUUGAAAUAAGGGACUACGAGGGAGUGGAGUCGCUGGAACAGAUCAGCAUAGAAUCGCUAGAAUCUUUGAGUGUUUACGGAUGUAAGAAUCUGGGAAGCCUAUCACAGUGCCUUCGCGCGCUCUCCAAUCUCACUGAAUUAUAUAUCGAGGAAUGUCCAGCAUUGGAGAUAGAGGACUUCCCUGCCCUUCCCAUCACCCUCUCAUAUUUCUAUCUCGAUAAUUGUCCGAAGAUAAAGUCUCUACCAAGUCAGUGGCAUCAUCUUACAUCCCUCCAGAGGCUACACAUUUGGGACUGCCAAAAUAUCAAAUGCUUCCGCAAAGGAGGUUUGCCUCCCAAUUUGCAGAUCCUUUCAAUUGUAGGGUGCGAGAAUCUGAAGCAGCCAGUGACAGAGUGGGGCUUACCCAAUCUCACAUCCCUCGAGUCUCUGACAAUUGAUGGGAGGAGCAUGGGAGGGGAGGGAGAGAAGGAGUGGUUUCCUUCAGAGGAGGAGGAUGCGUGGAGUCUUCUCUUUCCUUCCUCUCUGACCUCUCUUGACAUUUACAAUAUGAGGAACUUGGAAAGACUAUCAAGCGGUCUUCCCAACCAUCUCUCCUCUCUUAAACAGUUAGGGAUUUACGAUUGCCCGAAGUUGAGGUACUUGCCAGAGGAUGGGCUCCCUCCCUCCCUCCAAUAUCUAGAGAUAUUGGGAUGCAAGAUUCUGAAAGAUGGAUGCUCAAAACUCACUGGCCACUACUGGCCCCUCAUCCAAGAGAUCCCGAGCAUCUACAUAGAGGACGUUCGGAUCCAAUGAAUUGAUUCUUCCACACACGAUACCAUUGUGAUCUGUCUCAGCAAAAUCUCUUGGAAGGAUCACUUGCGAAUACUACGGUGGUAG